UCUUUCUCAUCAACACAAGCUACGAACAAAACCAAAGAUUUCAAUGGAGAAAACAACACACAUAGCAGUUAUUCCUGGUAUAGGCUUCACCCAUUUAGCUCCCAUUCUUAAUUUCUCCAAACGAAUUGUUCAGCUUCACCCACAUUUUCAUGUCACCUGCAUCAUUCCCUCAAUUGGCUCUCUCCCAAAUGCCUCAAAAGCCAUUCUUCAAACUCUUCCUCCUAACAUCAACCCCAUUUUGCUUCCACCGGUUAACCUCAAUGACCAACCACAAGGGACUCGUCCACUAAUCAAAAUGCAUCUCGCUAUGACUCGCUCUAUGCAAUCUAUUCAUCACACUCUAAAGUCCAUAACUUCAAACGCACCCAUCGUCGCCAUGAUCAUUGAUUCUUUUGCCGGUGAAGCACUAGAUUUCGCUCGGGAGUUCAACAUCUUGUGCUACAUGUACUUCCCUUGCUCAGUCACCACACUCUCCACGUACCUCUACAUGCCAAAGUUGGAUGAGGAAACAACAUGUGAGUACAAAGAUCUGCCACAUCCUGUCCAAGUACCAGGUUGUGUUCCAUUUCAUGGUCGGGAUCUAUGUUGCGCAACACAAGACCGGAGUGCUCUCCCUUACAAACUCUUUCUACAACGUGUUAAAUGUAUUCCUCUUGUUGAUGGAGUCUUUGUUAAUAGCUUCUUGGAAAUGGAAAAAGGUCCUCUAAGAGCAUUGGAAGAGGAGGGUAAAGGGUACCCUCCGGUGUAUCCUGUUGGACCAAUUGUCGAAACUGGGACAACUUGUACAACUGGGUCGGAGUGUCUGACAUGGUUGGACAAACAACAAGAUGGUUCGGUUUUGUAUGUUUGUUUUGGGAGUGGUGGAACACUCUCACAAGAGCAAAUGAAUGAGCUGGCACAUGGCUUGGAAUUGAGCAAGCACAAGUUCCUGUGGGUUGUGAGAGCACCAAGUGAUGAAGCCAGUGCUGGUUAUCUUGUUGGAGAUAAAGAUGCAGACCCAUUAGAGUUCUUGCCAAGUGGGUUCUUGGAGAGAACAAAAGAACAAGGUAUGGUUGUUCCUUCAUGGGUACCCCAGAUUGAAAUCCUUAGGCAUAGUUCAGUUGGUGGGUUUUUGAGUCACUGUGGGUGGAAUUCAACCCUAGAGAGUAUGGUGCAUGGUGUGCCACUCAUCACAUGGCCACUGUUUGCAGAGCAGAGAAUGAAUGCGGUUGUGAUGAGUGAGGGAGUGAAAGUGGGAGUGAGGCCAAGAGUGAGUGAAAAUGGGUUGGUGGAAAGGGUGGAAAUUGUGAAGGUGAUAAAGUGUUUGAUGGAAGAAGAAGAAGGAAGAGAAAUGAGGAAGAGAAUGAAAGAGUUGAAAGAAGAUGCUGCUAAUGCUAUCAAAGAAGAUGGAUCUUCAACCAAAACCCUUUCUCAGAUAGCAUUCAAGUGGAAAAGUUUGGCCUGCGAAAACAGAUUUUGCUGAAUGCUUUAGGAUCUUUGCUUUUUAUGUUUAGUUUUGCUUUGUAAUGAAUGACACCGAGUUAUGUGGAUUCAUGGCACCUGUACGAUACUGUAUUUAUGUAGAAUGAUCAUUUGUGUGAUUAGGACUAUGGUGGUUAUUGAGUGGAUUUUUCAAUAUCGA
Molecule: messenger RNA, 1621 nt
Organism: Vigna unguiculata (cowpea)
Lineage: Eukaryota; Viridiplantae; Streptophyta; Magnoliopsida; Fabales; Fabaceae
Product: hydroquinone glucosyltransferase pseudogene
Source: RefSeq, a predicted model, not a curated record